AUGUUUGAGGGAUUUGUUCAGGCCCUGAAUGACAAUGAGAUUAAUUUAAAACUUACGCAUGUGAUCGAUGAACACGAACUUGUGUUCCUAGACCUAAAAAUCAUACUAACACAAGAUGGCACUAUCCAAACCGAACUAUUUAGGAAAUCCACUUCUACCAAUA
Molecule: messenger RNA, 163 nt
Organism: Pelobates cultripes (western spadefoot toad)
Lineage: Eukaryota; Metazoa; Chordata; Amphibia; Anura; Pelobatidae
Source: the annotation of a GenBank genome assembly